AUGCAGACUGCAUCUAAAAACAUUUGUGAAAGACUGUGCAAUAAGUCCAUCCGUAAUAUUUCCUUGCAACUAAAUAUUCCACGGUCAACUGUUAGUGGUAUUAUAACAAAGUGGAAGCAACUGAUAACAACAGCAACUUAUCCAUGAAGUGGUAGGCCACGUAAAAUGACAGAGCGGAGUCAGGGCAUGCUGAAGCUCACAGUGCACAGAAGUCGCCAACUGUCUGCAGAGUCAACAGCUAAAGACCUCCAAUCUUCAUGUGGCCUUCAGAUUAGCACAACAACAGUGAGUAGAGAGCUUUAUGGGUUGGAAUGGGUUUCCAUGGCCCAGCAGCUGCAUCCAAGCCGUAUAUCACCAAGUGCAAUGUAAUGCGUCAGAUGCAGUGGUGUAAAGCAUGCCGCCACUGGACUCUAG
Staurois parvus is the source of this 414-nucleotide messenger RNA. NCBI's taxonomy places the organism in Eukaryota, Metazoa, Chordata, Amphibia, Anura, Ranidae. The record is from the annotation of a GenBank genome assembly.